Messenger RNA from Hippoglossus stenolepis (Pacific halibut), 1673 nucleotides. RefSeq names its product C-X-C chemokine receptor type 1. The record is from RefSeq and is a predicted model, not a curated record. NCBI's taxonomy places the organism in Eukaryota, Metazoa, Chordata, Actinopteri, Pleuronectiformes, Pleuronectidae. The coding region runs from base 68 to 1123 and encodes 351 amino acids. Gene Ontology annotation, biological process: G protein-coupled receptor signaling pathway; neutrophil chemotaxis; immune response. Gene Ontology annotation, molecular function: bradykinin receptor activity. The transcript has 2 exons. Gene Ontology annotation, cellular component: membrane.
CAUAAGAAAGAUGCUCUGAGGAGAACAAAUCUGUUCUUCAAGCUGCCACCGAGCCCGUGCACGAGUCAUGUCUUUUACCUACGUCUUUCCUGACAAUUACUUUGAGGAAUCGAAUGAAACGCUCGACCUCGAUCCAGACACGUUAGCAUGUAAGCUGAAGCCUCUGGAGCCCGCAGCAGCUGUGGCCGUGGGCGUCCUGCUCAGCGCCAUCUUCCUACUGGCAAUACCAGGAAACCUGUUGGUGGGGUGGGUGAUCAGCACCAGCAAACAGCCCCUGACCCCUUCGGAUGUGUAUCUGUUUCAUCUGACGAUAGCCGACGGCCUGAUUGCGCUCACCCUCCCGUUCUGGGCUGUGGCGGUCGUCCAGGGAUGGCUCUUCGGAGGCUUCAUGUGCAAACUCCUCAACCUCGUCAUCGAAGCCAACUUCUACAUCAGCAUCAUCUUCCUGGCCUGCAUCAGCAUCGACCGCUACCUCCUGAUUGUGCACGCCAGUGAGACUCUCAACAGCCGCAUGAGGAUGUGCAGCCGGCUCCUCUGCGCAGCGGUCUGGGCCUUCGGCUCGGCCCUCAGCCUGCCGGCGCUUUUCUAUGAAGCCAUCAAGCUCGACGAUGACUCGGACCGGAUGAUCUGUAUUGAAGUCUUUGACAUCGGCAACGCCAGCUUGUGGAGGGUCGCCAUCAAUGGGUUCCGCCACUUGUUUGGCUUCUUGCUGCCUCUGGAUGUCAUGAUUGUCUGCUACAGCAUCACCACGGUGAGGUUGCUGCGCACACGUGGUUUCCAGAAGUACCGGGCCAUGAAGGUCAUCGUGGCCGUGGUGAUUGCGUUCCUACUCUGCUGGAUGCCGUACCACCUAACCAAGAUCAUAGACGUGCUCCUGAGGGCAGAUCUGAUCCAGUUUGACUGUGCGAUGAGGACGUCGGUGAACCAGGCUCUGGUGGCGACCAGCAGUCUCGCUCUGGUGCACAGCUGCAUCAACCCGGUCCUCUACGCCUUCGUGGGCGAGAAGUUCAGGAAGAAAGUGCUGCUGCUUUUCCAGAGGAAGGUCAGAAAGGAGAGGGCCACAUUGUCAAGGUUCAGCAGGUCCACGUCUCAGACCUCAGAGGGAAACGGAGCUUUUCUUUAGAGACUUUUCACAUUUUUAUUUGCUAAGGGUUUUUAUUCCAGGAAGAAAGAGUUAUGACAAGUGCAAGAUGUUCAAGAAAUGCAAGAGCCCCCCCCCCUCUGGAAAAACAGUCGUUGGUCAUGCAAUUCGGUAACGCUAGGUGGCAGUGUCACGAAAACCUAAGUCUACAAUAUAAUCAAUUAACCUAUAAAAGUCAUAUUUAUCUGUAGUUUGAUUCCCCCGCAGGAUGUUUUCAGUUCUGUCUCUGUGUGGCUCACUGCUGCCACCUGUUGAACUCACUGUUACAAAGUACAUCCACUAUUCAAAACUUUGAUCUCCAGUCUCUGAUUUAAUCAACGUGUUUAAUAUUUGCUGCUGAAGAGUGGAUCAGCCUUUAUGCCUGUUUUUACUGUACCAACUGCUCCCAUGUUCUGUUUCUUUGUCUUUAUUUAUGUAUUUGAUGAAUACUCAAGCUUUAAAGUUUGUAUCUAUCUAGUUUGUGUCUGUUUUCAAUAAAAGUAAAAAGCUGUGCAACCUUCUUUCAGAUUUAUUCCUGUAGACUUGAAGCUGG